AUGAGAAACAGGGCCACUAACACCUUGUCAAAAGGCAAAAUCCGUCAAUCAUGGAGCAAAUACAACCUGUAUAACUUGCAGCAAUUCCGCAGCCCGCCCACCACCAACCGCACAUUCUUCCAGCAAAAAUGGUCUGCAAAGGCUGUCUCUCGCGCCUACCACGGUGAGCAGGUUGGUGAGGGCCAAUGGAAGCGUAUGUUCAACCAUCGCAUCCGCAGCGUCAUCCCCAUGAAUACUUCCGACUUGGCUGCCGACGAUGGAUCUCUCUUCUCAUCUGGUCGUGGCUCUGGACUCGACAAGGAAGGAAAGCCUGCUUUCCAGGCCCGUCCGACACCGUACACAUCGAUGGCCUUCGCACCCCUGGAACGCCGAUUGGACGUCGCCAUCUUCCGCGCUUUGUUCGCCAGCAGUGCCAGACAGGCCAGGCAGUUUGUCAUCCAUGGAGCAGUUACUGUGAACGGACAAAAGAUGCGACACCCUAGCUAUCUCCUUAACCCCGGUGACCUCUUCCAGGUUGAGCCAGAUCGCGUUUUGUUCGCUACCGGUACCCCAAAGACUAAGCUCGAGCGCCGUGAGGGCCGUUUGGCUCAGCGCAAGGAACCCGAGGCCGAAGAGGCCACUGAGGCCGAGCAAGUCGAGGCAGAGCCUACAGAAACCCCGAACACCAAAGAGACCCUUAAGGGUCUGUUAUCUCAAGCCAAGACUAUCAUGUCCACCGACAAGGACACCCUCCCCGCCAAGCGCAAGCAAGAACUUCGUGGCUUCCAAAAGGCCGUUCGCCGCGUCCUAUCCCGAUCCGAGUCCUCCAACGUCCUCACAGACAAUCUGGAGGCACAAUUCUCGCAGUUGACGCUCCUGCUUAACGCCAAGCGCAGCGAAAAGAAGCAACCCAAGGAUACCAAGAAAGACAAGCAACUCAGCGAAGAGGAAACCCCUGCCACGGAUGCCGCCACGGAUGCUGCCGCCAGCGACAAGCUUUCCGAGGCCUUCGCGCAAGCCACUCUUGGUGAAGAGGUGGACGCUUCCGAGCUCAGCGACGAAGAAUUCGACACCCUCAGGCGUGCUCUUACUCAAAUGCGCGACAACCCCAUCGACAACACCAAGCCCUACGCUACUCCCUGGCGGCCACGUGAUUAUAUGUCUGCUUUCGCCUUCAUUCCUCGUUACCUCGAAGUCAACCAGAACAUCUGUGCGGCCGUUUACCUGCGUCAUCCUGUGGCGCGCCCGGGCUCUGCGGAGGUUCCUACUCCCUUUGGUGAGUCCAUUGCGACCCCGGCAUACGGCUGGUACUUGAGGAGACGGUGGUAG
This is a messenger RNA of Penicillium salamii, 1308 nucleotides long. NCBI's taxonomy places the organism in Eukaryota, Fungi, Ascomycota, Eurotiomycetes, Eurotiales, Aspergillaceae. The record is from the annotation of a GenBank genome assembly.